Messenger RNA from Tripterygium wilfordii, 1306 nucleotides. RefSeq names its product pheophytinase, chloroplastic. Lineage: Eukaryota; Viridiplantae; Streptophyta; Magnoliopsida; Celastrales; Celastraceae. The transcript has 7 exons. Gene Ontology annotation, cellular component: chloroplast. Bases 102 to 1229 code for a protein of 375 amino acids. The record is from RefSeq and is a predicted model, not a curated record.
CACAAAAAUCCCACGUCGUCUCUCCAACCAAAUAUCUCAUUCUCAACUCUCCUACGAGACAGUUUUUCCAGAUUCUGUUCUUCAAUUAAGUUCUCAAUUCCAUGUCUUCUUCUUGUGCGGUUUCUCCUUCUAUCAGCUCUGAAUUUUUCAAUUUGUCUUCCACUAGAAGGUUUCUUGGACCAGCCAGAUUAAUUCAUCAUCACCACAGAAGCAAAUGUGAAAUAUCAAGCAGGAGGGAGUUUGCUUUGAAGGGUAUUGUGGCUUCUGGAGUAUCAGUCAUUGGGUCUUCUUUCGUUAAUGAACCUGUUCAAGGACUGGAGAGGUUGCCAUUCAAGCCAGAUGGCUAUAAUUUUUGGACAUGGCGGGGCCACAAAAUACAUUAUGUUGUUCAAGGGGAGGGCAUGCCAAUUCUGCUUAUUCAUGGAUUUGGUGCUUCUGUUUUUCAUUGGAGGUACAAUAUACCUGAAUUGGCCAAAAGAUACAAAGUUUAUGCUGUAGACUUGCUAGGGUUUGGGUGGAGUGAGAAAGCAAUAAUUGAAUAUGAUGCCAUGGUAUGGAGAGAUCAACUAGUGGAUUUCUUGAAGGAGGUAGUCAGAGAACCGACAGUUUUAGUCGGAAACAGCCUUGGAGGGUUUGCUGCUUUGGUUGCCGCAGUCGGCUUGCCUGAGCAAGUUGUUGGAGUUGCACUGUUAAAUUCAGCUGGUCAGUUUGGGGAUGCAAACAGAAAACCCAAUAAGUCUGAAGAGACAGUCUUACAGAAAUUCAUCCUAAAACCGUUGAAGGAAACAUUCCAGCGUGUUGUUCUUGGACUUGUGUUCUGGCAAUCAAAGCAACCUGCUCGAGUUGAAUCAGUCUUAAAGAGUGUGUAUAUAAAUCCCUCAAAUGUUGAUGACUAUCUGGUGGAAUCAAUAACAAGACCAGCAGCCGAUCCAAAUGCUGCUGAAGUUUAUUACAGGUUAAUGUCGCGGUUUAUGCUGAAUCCGAGCAAGUAUACCCUUGACAGUGUUUUAAGUGAACUGUCUUGCCCACUAUUGUUGCUUUGGGGUGAAUUGGAUCCGUGGGUUGGUCCUGCCAAGGCAAACAGAAUCAAAGAAUUCUAUGCAAAUACAACUCUUGUAAAUUUAAAGGCUGGGCACUGUCCCCAUGACGAGGUUCCAGAAGCAGUUAAUAAGGCUUUACAAGAUUGGUUAUCGACUCUAACGCCCAAAGUCCCUCUCCAAGCACUCUGAAAUUGUACAAAACCUUUUCCUUUGAAUUGUGCUUGCAAAAUAAUUGUUCAUCAAAUAUAUACUCUUGAUUCUUGGUA